Messenger RNA from Mya arenaria, 2027 nucleotides. RefSeq lists its product as uncharacterized. Bases 178 to 1206 code for a protein of 342 amino acids. The record is from RefSeq and is a predicted model, not a curated record. NCBI's taxonomy places the organism in Eukaryota, Metazoa, Mollusca, Bivalvia, Myida, Myidae. The transcript has 7 exons.
CGUUGUCCAGCAGUCGUUCCGAAUGCCCAAUUAAACACGUGCAACCGUUACCCUGGCUACCGAUGUGAAUACACAUGUACAAAUGGCUACAAAGCUGCGUUUGACCAUGCUGUUUGUCUAAAUACAGGAAAAUGGAAUAUUGAUGUCAACAAUUUCUGUAAACUGCCACAAUGUCCGAUGACGCUUAUGAAUGGAUUAGCGCAAAUAGCCGCUAACUGUGACGUCAGCGCCGGAAAAUUGUGCAAGUACACAUGCGCGGACGGGUACACCCUCAACAGUAAACUACCGUCACUCACGUGUGGAGUGAACGGACAGUGGGUAGUUAAAAGUGACCAGCCUUGCAUAUUGAAAACGUGCCCAGAAAAUGCACUACGAUACGGAAACACCACUAAUUGUAACACCCGCUCGGUCGGGACGCCUUGCAAAUACACCUGUAACAGCGGAUACAAGGCAUUACCCAACUUAGAUGAGGUGAUCUGUAGAAAAGACCUUACAUGGCACCCACAGAAUGCUUGUCAAGAAGUUAAAUGCGACAUGUCAUUUGGAUCCGUUACCAUUCAAAAGGACUGUGACUUCAAGAUCAACAGCAAAUGCGGAUACUCGUGCAGCAGUUCCUUUGAAAAACACUCAAACGUUACCAUGUUAACUUGCCGCGCAGAUGGCACGUGGAACCAAACAAACGUCUGCUUAGAGGCAUCUAACGUGGCGGUUACGGAUGCCCAGACCGGAAGUGGCGGAGCAAUUUCCCAGGCCGGGGCAACAGCGGGGAUUGUGAUCCUUGUCGUCAUAAUUGUGGCACUAGUGUUGGUUAUAGCCUUUGUCUUCUUUCGAAAGAGGAAGUCUUCGGAAGUCCCAUACUCCACGGCAUCAUUCCAUAACAAAGGUGACGUGGCCAUAGAGAAUCCGGGUUACCGGGCAACACCAAGCGCCACGCCCACCCCCGAUCGGCGAGGUAACGGCGUAGACGACCACACAUACUCAACCGUGGAUGCUAGCCAGAUGCAGCCAGUCAAAUUUGAUCGCCUCCCCAAUUCACCUGGCAGUGGUGGUGCCAAAGACGAUGGCUUCGUUAACCCGAUGUACCAUAAUAACCAACCAGGAAGCGAACAACUGGCGGAAACAGCGCAGAUCGAUAUCACCAUGGAUGGUGACGACAGCGUUCUUACCAAAGACUCUUGGUUCAAGGAACAGCAGAAGUUGCAUUAGCUGACUUUACAACAGUUACCAGAUUUCUCCACGUUUUAUGUGUUUUGUUAUUAACAGUGUACGCAUGCAGUCGAAUCCCGUUCGCUCGAAGUUCAAUGGACCGGCGAAUUGCUUCGAGUCUCGAGAAGUUCGAGCCAGCCGCGGGAAUGUUUUUAUUCGGUAAAUUUGUUUUCUCGAUCCUUUACAUCCAGUUCGAGCCAACGGGGAAAUCGAGCAAAGCGAAUUCGAGCCAAUGGGGUUCGAUUGUACUUGAUUGAAUGUUAUACAUAUCAUUGACCUAUUAUGUUAAUAUAAACUUGAUGAUGUUGUUAUAUGUUUUCAUUUGACGUUUGUGUAAGUGAAGUGAGAGAUUGUUGGCAUUAAAAGCGACGGAGCCAAUCUUCACACAUGUUUUAAUUCCAUUCAUUAACGCGAAGACGUUGCCAUGAUUCUUAGACAUGAUUAGUUGAGAGCAGAAUGUAUAAAAGUAUAUAUAUACCGGUACCGAUAUUUGGUAUCAUUGUAUUGACAGCUGCGUCGACAUGUUACGAAGUGAUACAAAACUGUGUAUAAAGCAGUUGCGUGAUGUUAGUAGACUUAUUAUUGGUAUGUUUUACUGUGUUUAUUUUCGCAAUUAUUAAUUGCAAUUAUACUUAAGCAGAAUAAUCAUAUAGUCCCUAUGCAAUAUGAAAUCCUCUGAUAUGUUAAUGAAUAUGUGAUUUAGUGUGUAUGUGUAACGACUGAUCUUUUAAAAGAUUUUUAAAUAUUUUAAAAUAUCUAUAUCAAAUAAAAAUGUUAUAUUUUCUAUCGUUAUUAUAUUAAUAAAGGAUCUUCUUACUGAA